Messenger RNA from Coregonus clupeaformis (lake whitefish), 1831 nucleotides. It is a transcript of the gene cacng5b, whose product is annotated as calcium channel, voltage-dependent, gamma subunit 5b. The record is from RefSeq and is a predicted model, not a curated record. Bases 367 to 1197 code for a protein of 276 amino acids. Gene Ontology annotation, molecular function: voltage-gated calcium channel activity; channel regulator activity. Gene Ontology annotation, cellular component: postsynaptic density membrane; AMPA glutamate receptor complex. Lineage: Eukaryota; Metazoa; Chordata; Actinopteri; Salmoniformes; Salmonidae. The transcript has 6 exons. Gene Ontology annotation, biological process: neurotransmitter receptor transport, postsynaptic endosome to lysosome; calcium ion transport; neurotransmitter receptor internalization.
CAAAGCGUCUGAGCAGAGCAGGAUAGCUACGUACUGGUGCGGGCUGCAGAUAUGUCUGUCGUCGCCAGUGAGUGAGUGAGGUCGCCUGCUGAAUCUCUGGAGGAAGUGCACCUGCAUGCCAAGAAGCGAGUGCCUAAGCUGCGCACCUUGGCUCUGCCGCGUCCGUCUUGUCUGUUUACCCCGCGGCGCUCUAACACUUUUUCUUACUGCCUGUGAGGGGUGCAGAUGAAGACACACACAGGAGGGAGAACUACUGAGAGAGGACCCACACUCAUCCUCCGCACACAGAUCUGAGAUCUGACCUCUCACCCCUGACCUCUGACCCAGUGCCCCCUGCUGGUUCGGGUCACCUUUGACCCUACCGUGAUGAGCGUGUGCGGCAGGAAGGCCCUGGCGUUGCUGAGCAGCGUGUUUGCGGUGAGCGGGCUGGGGCUUCUGGGAGUUGCGGUCUCUACAGACUACUGGCUGUACCUGGAGGAGGGGGUCAUCCUGCCCCUCAACCAGACCACUGACAUCAGGACCUCCCUGCACUCUGGACUUUGGAGAGUCUGCUUCCUGGCAGGUGAAGAGGCAGGUCGCUGUUUCACCAUAGAGUACAUCAUGCCCAUGAACUUACAGCUGACCUCUGAGUCCACAGUCAGUGUACUUAAGAUGAUUCGUUCAGCCACUCCGUUUCCUCUGGUCAGUCUGUUCUUCAUGUUCAUCGGCUUUGUGCUCAACAACAUCGGACACGUCCGACCUCAUCGCACCAUCCUGGCCUUUGUCUCUGGAAUCUUCUUCAUCCUCUCAGGUCUGGCUCUGGUGGUAGGUCUCGUGCUGUAUAUAUCCAGUAUUAAUGAUGAGAUGUUGAACAGGACUAAGAGCAGUGAGUCCUACUUCAGCUACCGGUACGGCUGGUCCUUCGCCUUCGCUGCCAUCUCCUUUCUGCUCACUGAGAGUGCGGGUGUCAUGUCCGUCUACCUGUUCAUGAAGCGCUACACAGCCGAGGAAAUGUACCAGCGCCACCACCCCGGCUUCUACCGGCCGCGCCUCAGUAACUGCUCUGACCACUCCGGUCAGUUCUUGCACCCGGAGACCUGGGCACGUGGACGCAGCCCCUCGGACAUCUCCAGUGAAACCUCGCUCCAGAUGAGCGCCAGCUACCCGGCCCUGCUCAAGUGCCCCGACUACGACCAGGUCUCCUCCUCGCCCUGCUGAAGGGGUCAUCAGGUCAGGGCAGGUCGCCAGGGGUCAAGGGUGAGAGGUCAUAGGUGAUGUUGCUUUUAGAUACUGAUCUAAGGUCAGCUUUCUUUUUUCUUUGUUAAGUUAUCUGGAAUCUGGGGAGGGUUGCUGGGUGUGGAUCGAACCACCCGCCUGCUUAGUUUACUGGGAGAUCAGUCCCAAUAGAGAGAGGCUUCCCUGUAUGUCACUUUAUUUUGUUGUUGUUCGUUCCCAUUGUGAUGCUGUGUCCUGGACCUUGUUUGAAUACUGCAACCAACCAUGAUUGCUGCUGAGGCAACAGUUGAUGCCGCUGUACCAUAUCUUACCUACAGAUGGCAGCAAAGUGCAGAGUUUUUUCAGGAGUAUUCACUUCUCACAUAUAUUUUCUAUUAUAUUAGGAUACUGCCACUGCUUAAUUAACUUGAUGAGGACCAAACUAACAUUUACACAAAUGUUUGAAUGGGAACAAAACAUGUCACUAUGUUAAAGUGGCAAUUAGCGGUUGAAACAAAAACAAAGUGAUUUCCCCACCCCUGUUUCAGUAAAAAGCUGAGGGAUGGGGCUGGAGAAAUGGAACCACUCUCAAAUUCAUAGACAGAGCUAUGGAUGCAAGGACUGGCCAUCCAUGAUA